Molecule: messenger RNA, 15590 nt
Organism: Mercenaria mercenaria
Lineage: Eukaryota; Metazoa; Mollusca; Bivalvia; Venerida; Veneridae
Product: monocarboxylate transporter 13-like
Exons: 9
Coding region: 8609-10102 (497 amino acids)
Biological process (GO): monocarboxylic acid transport; transmembrane transport
Molecular function (GO): monocarboxylic acid transmembrane transporter activity
Source: RefSeq, a predicted model, not a curated record
GCAUUCCCAAAACAAUAGAAACUAGAUGAGUCUAGGUGAGAAACUAUAGGAUCCUCCUAUGACAUUGUUACAACAUCCAUUUACCAUGUUUAUCCCUGGUCCAACAGGUACGAAUGUUACAUAAAUUUAUAUACCAAAACCGCAUUAGUUUCUCUUAUUUUAAUUUUAUGUAUAAACACAAACAAUUGCAAAGGAUAGUUUUGUAUUCACAAAUGUAUAUAUAUAUUAGCAUGUGGGAAGACAUCAACGGUCAAAGAUUUGCUGCACAACCAUACAGCUAGAAUUCAGCCAACAAUACAAAGAAUAGUGUGGUUGUAUAAACGAUGGCAGCCAUUGUAUUCAAUAAUUCAAAGCUCAGUUUUACCACGAGUAAAGUUUAUUCAGGGCAUUUUUACAGGCCAAGAUGAUGUCGAUUUCUUUGAUCCUAGACUCAAUAACUUGCUUAUUUUGGACGACUUAUUCUCAGUAGCGGGCAAAGAUAAACGAAUCACGGACUUGUUCACAGAAGGGUCGCAUCAUAGAUCGUUAUCAGUGAUUUCUAUCAAUCAGAAUUUGUUUGGAAACAAAGAUCCUAUACAACGAAGAAAUUGUCAUUAUAUCUUACUGUUUAGCAACCCCGUAGACCGACAAUCGAUCAUGGCAUUGGAUAGACAAAUGUACCCGGGCCAUACAGACAGGUUCAUGAAAAGCUUUGAAAAGGCAACUAAACAUCCGUGUGGCUCUUAAGCCUUUCACAAAAGAAGAUGAUCGAUUGAGACACGAUGUAACAUGGCUAGACCGAGUUUCAACACAACCUGAAUUAGCCAAUCUCUUGUCAGAGUCUUUACAGAAAACUAUAAAAGAAGGAAAGGUACACGAAUUAAACCAUUCUUCAAUAGAAUCUCCACCCGUGCUGAUUGUAAAUAACUCGGAAGAUAUGGCGAACAAAGCAAAAGCUUGCGACGAUGGCGGACUGCUGUUUGACUCUGUACACGAUCUUCAAAAUCACGUGAAAUGUUGGUGCCAGGAAGGUCAACCAAUGAAGCGGCCAUUCCCUGACAAAGAUUAUUUACCCACUAAAAGGAUGAAAUACGAUUCCGAGGACAGCAACGACUCCGUCGAAUACCUGGUUUAUGAAAACGAAGUUUACAAAAAUCUUAAAGUUUACCAGGCAACAUAAUGAAAAUGAAUGGCGAGAAAAAGUGGAAAAAUACGUAAAGCAAAGACUUUCCGUUACAAAAGCUAAAGCAAAGGCUAAUAAAACCCUGCGAGAAGAAGACAUACAGGUGUUUAUGCUGAAAUAUGGCGUUUUACUCUCCUAUAUAUUUAAAUUGAGAGACGGUUAUCUCCAUAACAAAAUUACGGUAACUGUCGAAAAAUACCUCGAGCGAGAAUUGGAUCUAGAACGUGCCAUUCAUCUGGCAUUGAAGAGAUUUAAACAUUAUUUUGAAGAAUUCUUGGAUGAACACCUUAUAAAAGAUAACGAAAGGGCAGAUAAUAAUAACGAUGACGUUGAGAGUGAAAACAGUGAAAAUGAAACUGACGAAGAAACUGACGACGAAAUGGACUGAAAUUACACAGUUAUCACAGUUGUCUUUGAAGUACUUUGUAAAGGGUUUUAGUCAAUAUCUGUCACAGAAUUACCUAUAAGAUUGAAUAUAAAUACCGUUGGAUAGUUGGUUUAGGUCAGUGACUGCUUGGUGAAAAAAGAGUACACAAGUGUUUAGGAAAAUAUGGACAUAUCUCAUAACGCUUAAAUUGUAUAUUUGAUAAUCAUAAUACCUUAGACAGCUGAAGCGAAUGGAUUGCAUUCAUUGAUUGAUUGAUAAAGAAGCAGACGACAAAGGGGUUAAUAUUAUACCAGGUAUAAUUCCUAUUGACGUUAUUAAAGCAGAUACUAUUUUACAGUCUACUGAGCUUGAGGAUUAAACAUCAAUAUUAUAGAACUUGUCGCGUGUUUUACCUUAUAAUCAAUAGGUUUGAACCAUAUACUAUAUCCUAUAAGACUAGUAAAUGCAUUUAUUCUUUACAUUGUACCAUUUUUUAUAGAACGGUAUCAUUUUCUUGAAGGAGUUCCAUUGGGAGGAAGUCAACAUGAUGAGUGACAUUUACAUCUAUCUACAAAGUGACGUUUGUAAACAACGAUACUAGCCAUUUCAAAAUACAAUUGAAUGAGCCUAUAUACUUAGAAGUUUAUCACUGCUGAACCCGUGGACAUUCCAAGAGGGGACCCGAAGAUCCGCCCUCGCGUCACCCUAUCGACUCGUACGACGCGUAGAGCCAAUUGCACAGCUGAUCUAGGACCUGUACCUAUAGCCUUCAUAGAUUGCUCAAGAGCAGUCAAAUCAGUGACAGUCUAACCGUCCACGUAGAGAGAAUCAUAACUUAUCCAGGAUUUCUUGUUUUGGCUCUGAGCAUGUUUCAUAUGUUGGACCAAUUUCCGCUGUUCGUCAGCAACCUCCUUAGGAAAUUGUUCAAAAACAUGGAAAAUAGUGUUUGUGAGUGUGGAUUUAGCACGACGAAUUGUUUCUGGUCCUUGAAAUACGUAAAUUUAACAACGAUAUUCCGUGGUUUAGGAGCACGUGAACCAAAUGGCCGGACCGUUACGUGGUGGGCUAGGUUGACCAACAACGGAGGCGUAUAACGGCCUAUCUCCAGGGUUAUCUGAUUCAGACUUUGGACCACCCAUUCUGUGUGCACGUUCUAUGGGGAUUUGUUUAACGUAAUAUUCUUCUAGACCCAUGUUGUCAAUUAAGAAGAAGGAUCGCACUCUUGUCUCCGUUGUCUGAGGUUUUUCAUUUCUCUGCUCAGCGAUGUUACUAAACACUAAAUUGUUACGCAUGGACUGAGAAGUGAGAUAUGUUAACCUGUCUUCGAAUUUUUGACUUCUCCGCAUCCAAGAACUCAAUGUGAUCAUUGGCUUGUCCCAACGCUAACAACAGAUUUUCGACGCUAUCGGAAACUUUGUUUAUUUUUUCAUCAUGUUCUUUUAUAUUGUCUUGUAUGUAACUCCAUAGUUUUUUUCAGUUCGACGUCAAAUUUUGAAACUUUGGACUCAAGCGUCUCUAAAUUUUUCUCAACAUGAAAAAUUCUACCUUCAAUGCGUUUCAAAUAGAUUAUUAUGUCAAAAUUAGAUGGGACUGCCGUAUCAGUGCUUUGUGAACCUUGUGAAUUGCUAAUCUUAUUAUUAUGGCUUCACUCCAUCUCCGUAGAACUUUGUGAACUCCCCGUAAGUCCAGAUUCACUCUCAAAAACUGAAUUGUUCAAUAUGUUUGGAUUUAAGUCACUUGUAUCUCCAUUUUCCAGAAAGAACAGAAUUAGCGUCUCUUAUAUGGUCACUAAUUGCCACAGACGAAUAUUGAUCAGACUGAUCAGGUAGUGAUCCGCCAUUACGCGCGGUGUUUGAAUCGGGGAUACUAUCUUGACUGCUUUUCUUCCGUUUUUGUCACGUUUAUUAUGAUUUGCCAUUGAGGACAUAUGUACACAUCUCGGUUAUACUUAUUAAAUGUUAUAAAUCCAUUUUUGCUUUUGUUUGACACUUUAAAAUCCAAAAAAUUGAAAUUUGGUCGAGGGCGAUUUUUAAAACGACCACCACAUUUAAUUGACCUUUGACCUUUGACAUAUGAAUUAUGAUUAGUGAAGAAUGCUGCAAACAAGCUAUUUGACAAAAUGAAUUACAAAAAUGUGACACUCAUUUGUGCAGUAUAUCCAGAAAACGCAUUCACAAAGUGUAAGUACGAUUACUGGUUCCAUAACAUAACUGUACGCCUAAAAUAUGUUUUUUAGGCAAAUAAAGUGUGAAUAAGCGGUAGGAAUAACAAGCAAAUAGUUUACAUUUCAACACAUACAUGUAUCCAGUACUAUCGUUUACCGUUUUAUGGUAGUUUUGCACGUUUGAUAAACCGGAAGUGAUGGCGUAAAGUCUUUUAUCCAGAAAACAUAGAAUAAAGUCUGGAUUCGCGUACGGAAAUGAAAAUAAUUUUAUGAAUUAAUCGAAACCUGUGGAUAAAAUUAUUACAAUGGCACUGUUGCUAUAUCUUUAAAGUCAAAAUAUGAUAUUAAAACAUAUGACACGUUAAACGAUUCAAAAUAAUGUCUUAAUAUUUGCGUGAAAUGUCAGGUCCACUUUAAUCAUUGUGAAAUAUCAUAAAAACAAGCACACAGACCUAUACAUUUUAUUUCAUCAAAUGAUAGGCAAUGAGUUUACUUGUAACUGUGAGAAGUUUCAUCAAAAUCUACAUUGUAGAAAAAAUUUAUUUGUGAUAAUGUUAUGAAAGUUAUGAUUUUCCAUUAGACUCCCUUUAUGAAAUAUUGCAUGAGGUUCAUUUUUUUUGCUUGGGUUUUACGUCGUACCGACACAAUUUUAGGUCAUAUGGCGACUUUCCAGCUUUGAUGGUGGGGGAAGAUCCCAAGUGCCCCUCCGUGCAUUAUUUCAUCACGAGCGGGCACCUGGGUAGAACCACCGACCUUCCGUAAGCCAGCUGGAUGGCUUCCUCACAUGAAGAAUUCAACGCCCCGAGUGAGGCUCGAACCCUCAUCGAUGGGGGGGGGGGAAGUGAUUUGAAGUCAGCGACCUUAACCACUCGGCCACAGAGGCCCCGGCUCAAUUAUUUCAAAUCAGUCUAGCAAAAUAUCAAGCACACGACCCUAUCUCUUUUAUUUGCUGAAUUUUCUAGGUAUAUUCUAAAGUUUUGAAAAAUCAGAGUUUAAUCAAAUUCUACAUUGUAGAAAAAAUGUUGAUCCAAACGUGCAGAACUACCUUAAAUACUGAUGCAGAACUUACAAAAAAACUAAAUUUUAUAUCCAGCUCCCGUACUUUGUUUUGGCACAGACGUAUGUUAGUUUAAAUGGAGAAGUUUUUGAAGGUGAAGAUGAUAAGUCUUUCGUUUCCGUUGACCUUUCAAGUAUAGUGUUAGUCUAGACUUUUUCUUGUAACGUUGCAUAUUUGAAUUUAAAACAAAAAAACAUACAAAAUAAAUUACAAAAAAACUAAAAGGCAAAACUAAAACACAAUGGAAUACAUGUAACAAUGGAACAUAAUCGAAGCUGACGCAAUAUAUAGUGUAUCAUUCAACUUCCAAUAUAUGUUUUGAAAUCCCCUAGGUCUUAACAAAUUUUUAUUCUCAAUACAUAAAAUAACCCUUGUAGUGCAAAAUAUAUGUACACAACUAAUCUAAAAUCAACCAUUUUUAGCGUACAUCAAGCUUAACCAACAUUUUUUGCAUUCGUACGCCACAUUUUUGGCGAUGCGGCUUAAUGCAUCUAUGGCUAAUAAAAUAAGAUCUGACGCUUCUAGUCAUGUAAUACAUGAUGUAAACUAUAAAAAGCAAAGAUUACCUGACCAAAAUAGAUCCAAAUUGAUGGAGUCUUAGCUCACCUGAGCAAUGCUCAGGUGAGUUUUUGUGAUCGCUUGAUGUCCGUCGUCCGUCGUCUGUCGUCUGUUUGUCAACAUUUAGCUUGUGUAUGCGAUACAGGCUGUAUUUUUCAACUGAUCUUCGUGAAAUUUUGUCAGAAUAAUUACCUUGAUGAAUUCUAGGUCGAGUUCGAAAAUGGAUUAUCUGGGGUCAAAACCUAGGUCACUAGGUCAAAUCAAAGAAAAACCUUGUGUAUGCGAUAGAGGCUGUAUUUUUCAAUUAAUCUUCAAGCAUUUUGGUCAGAAUGAUUACCUUGAUGAAUUCUAGGUCGAGUUUGAAAAUGGGUUAUCUGGGGUCAAAAACUAGGUCACUAGGUCAAAUCAAAGAAAAACCUUGUGUAUGCGAUAUGGGCUGUAUUUUUCAAUUAAUCUUCAGAAAUUUUGGUCAGAAUGAUUACCUUGAUGAAAUCUAAAGAGAGUUUGAAAACAGAUUAUCUGGAGUCAAAAACUAGGUCACUAGGUCAAAUCAAACAAAAACCUUGAGUAUGCAAUAGAAGCUGUAUUUUUCAAUUAAUCUUCAUGCAUUUAGUCAGAAUGAUUACUUUGAUAAAAUCUAGAAAGAAUUUGAAAAUGGGUCAUCUGGGGUCAAAAACUACGUCACUAGGUCAAAUCAAAGAAAAACAUUGUGUAUGCGAUAGAGGCUGUAUUUUUCAAUUAAUCUUCAUGAAUUUUGGUCAGGAUGAUUGUCUUGAUGAAAUCUAGGUCAAAUUUGAAUAUGGAUUAUCUGGGAUUAAAAAGUAGGUCAUUAGGUCAAAUCAAAGAAAAACAUUGUGUAUGCGAUAGAGGCUACAUUUUUCAAUUGAUCUUCAUGAAAUUAAGUCAGAAUGAUUGCCUUGAUAAAAUCUAUGUCAAAUUUGAAUAUGGAUUACCUUGUUUCAAAAAUUAGGUCACUAGGUCAAAUCAAAGAAAACCCUUGUGUAUGCGAUAGAGGCUGUAUUUUUCAUUUGAUCUUUUUGAAAUUUGGUCAGAAUGAUUGCCUUGAUAAAAUCUAGGUUGAGGUUGAUUAUUGGUCAUCUAGGGUCAAAAAGUAGAUCACUAGGUCAAAUCAAAGAAAACCCUUGUAUAAGCAAUAGAGGCUGUAUUUUUUAUGAAAUUUGGUCAGAAUGAUUGCCUUGAUGAAAUCUAGGUCAAGUUUGAAUAUGGAUCAUCUGAGGUCAAAAAGUAGGUCACUAGGUCAAAUCAAAGGAUAGCUUAAGAUCUUCAGCGCUCUCGGUUUAUAUACUGGAUUUGGACGGGAGUGCUGAAGUGUACUCCGUAGGGAAAUCAUACCAAUAAUCGUGCUAGAAAUCUGACACGCUCGCGUUUGUACAUUUUAAAAGAAAUCGGCAGCAGCACUUUCUGAUCAGUUAAUAUAUAGUAAAAUCUACCAUUGUGACAAAGUUUACGUUUUAAAACCCGUAAUUGAUGGCAGAACUACCUGACAAUUUCAAACUGGUCUGAAACGUUUACUCUACGCCGCCAUCUUGCUCCUUUGAAAUACGAGACUGACCUUUCACCCGCGCGAACCGCUAAGAGAGCACUCACAUGUGCCGCUUCGUAUUUGUAGUUGCAUCAGCAUCCCGGUGGCAAAAAAAAACUUGGAAAAAUGGUUAUUUUUUAUUGAAAUUGAUUUGAAUUAUUACUUUCAUAGAUAAAUCCUUAAGAAAACUUGUAUGUAUAAAUCAUUUCUUUUGUUUACAAGGUGCUCUACAUGUAUAUUUUUAGCGGCUCGCGCGGUUACGUCAUGCGAGAAUCUCGAUGUAGCAACAACAAUGGCCGCCGAAAUGAUGCUGAUCUAACAGUGACUUGUAAAAAUCGGCGAUUUUAUUGUAAGAUUUGCUUGCAGAAUUUGAUGGUGUUAACUGAUGUAGAAGUGAUUACUUUAUCAAGAUACCCAUACGUCUCCGUUCAAAAUUUCAGCUGACUACGUUUGCGACGAAAAGUUGGACAACUUUUUAUUUUGGUAUGGUUUCAUAGUAGGCCUGGUCUAAAACUCUAAAGCCGCAACUAUAAAAAAAACAAAAUAUAAAAAAGCGGCAUUUAGAGUUUUGGAAGCCAGGACUAAGCAAAGGAAAACCCUGUAUAUGCGAUAGAGGCUGGUUUUUUUCAAUUGAUCUUCCUGAAAGUAAGUCAGAAUGAUUGCCUUGAUGAAAUCUAGGUAGAAUUUGAAUAUUGGUAAUCUGUAGUCAAAAAGUAGGUCACUAGGUUAAAUCAAACAAAAACCUCGUGUAUGUGAUAGAGGCUGUAUUUUUCAAUUGAUCUUCAUGAAAUUUUGUCAGAAUGAUAGCCUUGAUAGAAUCUAGGUCAAGUUCGAAUAUGGGUUAUCUGGGUUCAAAAACUAGGUCACUAGGUCAAAUCUAAGAAAAACCUUGUGUAUGCGAUAGAGGCUGUAUUUUUCAAUUGAUCUUCAUGAAAUUUAGUCACAAUGAUAGCCUUGAUGAAAUCUAGGUCAAGUUUGAAUAUGGGCCAUCUAGGGUCAAAAACUAGGUCACUAUGUCAAAUCAAAGAAAAUAUUUGUUUUUGCUCCAAUUUUAAUGAUAAUUGGUCAGAAUAUUUUUUUCCAUGAAAUCACUAGGUCAGACAUGUUUACACUGUUAUGGUGUAUUAUGGUGUGUUUCUCAGGUGAACGACCUAGGGCCAUCUUGGCCCUCUUGUUUGAUAAACAUUUCGUUGGCGAGAAAGCGAACGUUGUCGGUUUACACUCAAUAACUUUAUUUAUACGACAUAGUUCUUCCUUGUAGAAACGGCAUCACACAGCUGAAACAUGUGUCCACCCGAUGCAUAGAUUAAAUAACCGCAAUAAUGUUGAAAUUACAUAAUUAAAAAAUACUAACCAUGUAUCUUGUUCGGGUACUGAUGUCAGCCAUUUUGUCUAAUCUAACCUUUUGCUUUCGCCUAAAAUUUAAACGGACCAAAACACGUUGCAUCGACCCCAGCUUAUAGCGCUUCCUCGAAUUAUACUUAUGCAUUCAAACAAAAUCAUUAUCAUGUUUAAGACCAUCUUGAAUCAUUUAUUUAUAGCGAAUGAUUAAAUAUUCUGAUUUAAUACAACGUUUAUUUUGAUGAAUUAUGAAGGGAUAUUCUGAGCUGUAUGACAGCCUAAAUAUUCUAUUCUAAAUAUUUUUCAUAAAGCUCUCAUUUGAAAUUUGAUGUUUUUAGAAAGUUUUCUCAUUACACUUAAAUGUAGUUUUAAUUAAGACUAAAUGAUAAAAUUAUUAUAUAUUUACCCUUAGAGGGAUGAAGUGGGACCUUUCAGACAGACGUGUAGAUGGUGGAUAUGGUCCAAUUAUUGUUUUGUCAUCUUUCUGUCUCAUCGUGAUCACAGACGGUAUACUUUUUUCAUUUGGCAACUUGAUGGUAGAGCUGAUAGAAGAGUUCAACAAUGAUCGGGCAACAACGGCUUUGGUCGCAUCAAUUUUAAUUGGGAUAUCUGGUCUUAUCGGACCUUUCUGUGGAGGUCUUUGUGGCAUGUAUGGAUGCCGCGUUAUUGCUGUGGUUGGAUCUAUUUUAUCCUGCGUAGGACUUUUGAUCAGUACAUUCGCUACAAGCAUCUACUUCCUGUACAUUUUCUACGGCUGUAUUGGUGGUGUAGGAUUAGGAUGCAUUUAUCUAACAGGGAAUAUCAUAACUGUACAACAUUUUUCCAAACGGCGUGGUCUGGCAUGUGGAAUAACAUUGUGUGGGUCUGGAGUCGGGACUUUUGCUUUUAAUCAGUUCACGCGUGUCUUGAUAGCAGAAUAUGGAUGGAGAGGUACUAUACUAAUUGAAGCAGGCAUGUGCCUUCAGUGUGUUGUAUUCAGCCUUUUUCUGUUGGCUCCUUUCCAAGAGAAAACAGGCCGUCCAAACACAUGUUUUAAAGAAGAAACUGUUAGUACCAUAAAACCUGACAAUUUUCCAAAUGCUCAUAAUUGCGAACACAUACCAUUUACCCAAAAUACCGGAGAAGUAAAAAUUGGCAAAAGCGUUGAUAAAAACAAUUUUGAAAUGGAAACGGAACCAGAAGAGUCCGCUAUCAAACGUGAUACGGGCAAAAGGGAAAUUUACAAAUCACCUGACAGUGUCCUACUUAAACAAAUGUUCCAGUCAAUAUUUGAUACAUCACUUCUAGCUGAUCUUAGAUUCUGGAUAUUUCUGCUCUCCACGGUGGUGGUUCAUCUUGCAUUUUCGGUUGUCAUUACUAUGACAGCAGAUCGGGCUAUGGAAUUAGGAAUGACGAAAUACGAGGCAUCUUGGCUAGCAUCUUCAAUAGGGAUAGCAAAUACUGCGAGUCGAAUUUGUUUCGGUUGGUUAGCAGAUCGGAGAUUUAUGAGUAGAAUAGUUAUGGCGUCUCUGCUAUUGCUUCUGGCUGGAGUAUCUACGGCGUUGUCGUAUCUGCUAAAGACAUUUUCCACAAGAAUUGUAGGAACGUCACUUUACGGAUUCUGCAUUGGUGGCUAUAUUGCAAUGUGUCCUCUUGUACUUGCUGACAUGUUCUCGCCUGAGCUGAUUGCCAAAUCGUUAGGUUUAUAUCUGUUUGCACUUGGCCUUUCUACAGUAGCAUCAACUCCUAUAGGAGGGCUCCUAUUCGACAAGACCGGGAAUUAUGACGUCACAUUUGUAGUUGCCGGAUCAGAGCUGAUUAUUGCGGGACUACUGAUGUUGUUCGGCCGCAGGCCUUCCAGUCACACCGAAGAUCCUGGUUCGACCACACGAAGGGUCACUUCCAUUGAUAUUAUUCACCGGAAAAAUUAGGAGCACCAGUUGUAGUUUCUCAGGCUGAUAUUUAUUAAGGUUUUUGCAGAAAUUUAGCCAGUUUGGAACAUUCAGCAGGCAGUGAUGUACUCUAAAAUCAUUCUUUAUAGAGAUAGGGGCUGUUUUUGUCAGAAAGCUCAGCUGUGAUACACAAUGUAAGAUUUUGUGUAGUGUAAAUGGUCAUGGUGUGUAUGUUUCAUGUAGAGAGUGCACUGAAUGCCAAUAAACUGUAAGAUUUGAGUGAAAUAUUAAUUCCAGAAAGACUCCUAAGCUUUUUAGUAAGCUCACAUAUUGGACUUUUCAGAGCUGUUUGGCUCAUUUUACCUAGGGUAGCCAUAAAUGAAUGAUCACUGAAAAGUAUAUGACACAUAUAUGUACAAAAGCUAUUCAUUCUCAUAUUUGCCACAUGCUGGGCUGCUUUAAAAGGGCAAAUUUGACAGCUACAGGAUUUUUCUUAGUUCACAUUUUACUUUUUCGUGUGAGUAGACUAUGCGUUUUGACGUGCUUUUUGUAAUAUGAAUAGUUUUCCUUAAAAUUGGAACAGUGAUAUUGUAAUCAGACUUGAAGUGGCUCUUAAUUUGGAUAGAUGUAUAAUAAGGAAACAUGCUGUUUUUUUAUUUUGGGUGAAAAUCUCAUCAAACAAAAAAGUUAUAGUAUUUUGCGUUGUUUUUUUUCAUCUGAAAAGUAUGCGAAAUUUUUUUGGCUCAGAUUUGACCGAUACCAUGUGUAACAUUGGAAGCAGUCAAAUUUUAGUGCAUAGCUCAACAAAUGUGUAACUUUCAGAUUUAAUUUGCUAUACAUCUGAGAUUGUACUGGUAAAAUAUUUUUUAGUUUGAAGAGACAUAUAGGUCUAAAUAGGUAACAAGGUAUAGUUACCUGCCCUUCGUUACCCAACUAAAGGAAGUGUAUCCGAGAGAAAAGAGGUCCCUCAUUUCAUGAUGGAUUUGAUUGUAAAUAGAUAUUCUGAGCUUCUGAAAGUAGCCAAAUUUUAUAGAUCUGAUGUAAAUGAAGUGAAAGGGGUAAAAAAAUCUGGAAAAUCAUGGUUUCUUGUGCAAAUGACUGUCUGCGGAUUUGUACAAAAGUAGGCUGGACCGCUUCACUUUGUAAAAAUGCAAUACAGUAUUCAUUCUGACAGAUGUGAGGAGAAAAGUAGCAGGUCAACAGGUCACUUCAAAGUGAUUUUUGUGUUUCUCUUGGAUAGAUUUCUAAAGAGAAGGUAUUUGCAUUUGUCUUCAGAACAUUGUGUCAAAGCCUUGCAUUGAUAUAUUUGUAUGUAACCCUAUGGGAAAUUAAUUGUACUUUGGGGCCACAUUUUAGGCGAAAUGUAAACAAACAAAAACAGAAUGCAAAAUAUUCACAGUUUUAUAAUUAAACUCGAAGUGAUGAAUGAAAUUCAUCUUGGAUAUGACUUUGAAUUUGAAAUCAUACAUUGGUAUACAUGUGUUAUGUUUAUUUAAUUCAUUUUGCACAUUAUGCUGCUUAUUUUAGCGUACACAUGUAGUAAAAUGACGACUGACAUACAUUUUCACAUCAGCCAAUCAGAAUGAUGUUGUAAUCUAUACCGGAACUUCACCAGGGAAGUUCAAACAAGUUUUUUGUGUAACGUUGAAAAAACUAUAAUCUAUGCGUUGUUUUUAUAAGAUUUGAAGUAUCGAAGAAAUGUGACCGGUACACAAUAGAAGAUAAAUUACCGCUUGUUUAAUAUCCAUAGUAUACAUUUACCGAACUACGUGUUUUAGGUAUGAAAUGCGCGAUUGAAAUGGGUUAGUAUAUUUUCCCGUUCAUAACCACAGUUCUUAUAGAAUACCUUGGGGUAGGGUAUAACAUGUACAGAGGCAUAUUCUUUCUGAUCUGGUGCCAGUGAAACGACCGUUUUGUUUUGAACAUAUUUUCAAGAAGCUACUGAAUCAACUGCAUUCCUUGUAGAGAAUAUGGCUUAUAAAUUUGAAAUCAAUUCGUCACUUCCAAGUGUCCCAUCUGAUUCUGAAGUUUGGGUCAUCUUGAGGUUUACACAAUUAGUUUGAUUCUCUGAAAAUUCAAAAUAAUAUUUAUGUCUGAAGUUUAUUUAGAUAUUGUUGCAGUUGCCUUUCAAUGAUUUUCAUAAUUUUUGAACGGUGUCAAGUUACAAAAUCGUCAGCUUGUAAAGAACAAUCCACACCAGGAUAAAUAUUUAACAAUAUUACGAGGGCCAUUCUAAAAAUAAUGAAUAUCGCGCAUUUCCUUGGAAGUUUGACACUCAAGAAACCCGUGUUUUGUAUGGAUGAUACAUGAAUGAUUCAUUUAUAAUCCUGAAAAGUUUUGUUGAAAACUGUUUUAUCAUUUCUGAGAUAUAUAGUUUUGUAUCAGUUGAAAUCAUAUACUUGUACAAAUGUACUCUAAGCAAAAUACAUUGAUAUAUGAAAAGCGAACAAAAACCUGAAAUUAGAGCACGUACUUUAAAGACGUAUGUUAGAAUUUCCUGUAUAUGAGAUGGGCAAACUUUUUCCCAGUACAAUGAAAUAGAAUUUCAAAGGCAGAUAACACUUUUUCAAUAACGGUGACCUAUGAUUUUUAUUGCAGAUUUUUGUUUCCUAGAUGAUUGUCCUUCAAUAUCUAAAAUUUGAAGAAAUUCUGUUAUUGGGGAAAAUUUUGCCCCGAAUUCUAGCAUACGGCCUUAAAUUACGUUGUUCUUUAGAAAUUCCUGGAACGCAGAUACUCAGUGAACUGAAUGGUGAACUGCAUACUUCAUUAUGGGAAGUUUGGAGUAUCAGAGAAAACUAUUUACAAGAGGUUACGUAUUUUUUAAAAAAAAAAAUGGUCAGGCAGUUCUCAAGGACAGGGCUCGUCCUUACAGGCCCAAAACGGCGGUAACAUCAAAGACCACUGCUGCUGUACGCCUUACUGAUGAAUACGACAGGUACAUGGUGUCCGAGAUAGCGUCUUCUCUUGGCAUGCCAACGUUGAGACCUUAUACGAUUCUCACCAAGAGUUUCAAAUUUAGACGACCGUAUAUGUCACAACUCCAAAAAGGAGAUGAGACCUGGAUAUACGUGUACUUUUAUGUGCCACAGUGUAGCAACAGACAGUGACUGCGAAAAGUGACCAUAGGCCAAUAAUUGCAAAACAAAACUACUAAAAAGUGUCAAAAAGGUUUUGUAUUCCGUUUUCUUUAACUCAAAGAGUACUGUUGUACAAAGGCUUACACCUCUAGUAAAUUUAAUGUCAGUCUCUUGGAAGUGUUAUAGGGACAAAGUACUGAAAGCUGUUAAACAAAAAUGCAAAACAAUGAGUGUAGGUUACUAACCGAGUAGGAGGUGUUCAUGAAAUGAAAAUACCCGCGCUCGUGCGAAUCGUGACACCGAGAGCGUGUAGCGCUCGAGGUGUUACCGCACGAGCGAGGGUAUUUUCAUUUCAUGAACACCGAUCUAAGAGGUAAAUAACUGACUUACACAACGUCAUUUUAAUUUGUUAGUUUUUGUUUAUUUAUUCAUUUAUUUAUAAGUCUUUCCUUCUCCCAGUCAGAAAAUAAAUUAUAUUUGGAAUUACUUUAACUUCAGCAGGUAAAUAGAAAUACGUAAAAUGAUAUUUAAAAAGUUUAUGAAAGUUCUGCUAAUUCGCCAAUGUAAAUGCAUUUUUGUUUACCAAUUAUUUGUUGGGAGUUUUUUUUUGUAUCUUUUAAUGCACAACUUCACACUUCGGUUGCAUGCUUAUAAAACAUUUUCAUGAUAAACUUAGUUUCGGACUCUGCAUUUACGGUUUCGUCGUGGUCGUUGUCGUUAUCAUCAUCAUCAUCAUCAUCAUCAUCAUCAUCAUCGAACAACAAUAAUUAAAAUGAUUAUCUUCUUCUUCUACUCCUCCCUGUUAAGUACUGAGCCGUGAAUGUAUCUUGUAGAUGAAAACAUGACGAUCGUGAUUCAAAGGUCAAUAUUUAAAAAAGAAGUAUACAUUUGUAAAUGCUACUUGACGCAGGUAUUGUCUAUUUUCCGUAAGUAUUGACCUGGCACUCAUUAAUCUUCACCAGUAUUUUCGGAGGUUUCCAUUAUUUUACGAAAUAUUUGUAUCCUAAAAUAACCAAUUUAAAUAACCAAUGGUACGGUGGCAUAGUGGUAGCUAUCUGACUGCCACGCACGAUACCACGAGUUCAAAAUCCCCUCAGACCAUUUUAUUUUAGUUCAAUGUAAUGUUGUUAUUGAUAUUACUUUUACUCUUACACUAUCUGUGUAACAUAUUUCACGAAAUCUGAUUCUUUUCUCUUGUAGAUCUAGUAUUCAUUUUCAGGAAACGCUGGUGAGAAAUACUUUGUCUUUAUCUAAGAUACUUUUAAAUAUGUUUUAUUCAGCAUUUUCCAUAACGUUUAUAGACCAUAAUGUUUGAUCCAAUAAAUAUGGCAAUAUUUCUACCCAUAAAAUUUGGGGGGAAAUGGUCAGUAUGCAGGAGUUGAACCGAAAUGCAGUUUAGCAGCUAAACGUCUUGUCGGCACAGCUAUUUGCACAUGUGACAUGAAAAUUAUAAAGUAAUAUAUACGCAAUAUUUAUAUCGCUAUUUAACUUCAGACACCGAGAAUCAAUUUACGGAAAAUAUACGGAAUAUUCUUGAGUGUCAGGUCAAUACUUACGGACAAUAACAUGGCAUUAAAUAAACAUUACAGUUUGAACUCAUCUUACAUUCUUUUCACGUGCUCAGGUAUGGUAUGGUACCUGUGCACGAGCGCAGGUAUGAUAUGAUACUUAUGCACGUGCGCAGGUAUGGUAUGUAGAUAUUCAUUUUGGUUAUUAACCCGCAGAGAACAAUAGAACAGUUGUGUAAUUAUUAUUAUACCAGAUUAAUAUAGCCCCUUCUUAUGAUAAACACGUUCAAAUAUGCUUUACAUAUAGCAAACGCAGCCACACAGGGCGCAGGGCGCGAAAUUCAUCCACUGCUAGUACAGACACAGAGUCCCCAGAACAGAUAGAGAUAAAUCCUUUUUAGGUACAGGCAUGUCCGGCUAACUUAGCCUAGCUCAAAUAGACAAUCUGGUUCUUUAACGUUCCCGAUGUAUAUCAUCGAUAUACGCGAAGCCGUCUUUCCUAGAAAGAACCAGUACAGACCUUUUAGUUAGGUGGGGGACACUCAAGAGCAUCUCUGAAAUUUUCAGUGUCUGGACCGGGAUUCGAACCCCGGACCUCUGGAUUGACAAUCAAGCGUGUUACCACUAGACCAUCGACCCACCUGUCCAUACAAUGCAUGGUAUUCGCGGUCUCCAUUUGAUCCAAAAAUCCAGUACUCCUGUCUUCUCUGGUGCAAAUGUUGUUAGUUCCAAAUAUUGGGACCUCGUGAGAGAUUUUGACUAGUGUUUUGGGGAGACAUCUUUUUUGUGAAAUCAACAAUUCUCUAGAACAAUUUUUCCUGAUUUGUUUCAUUAAUGUACACUUAAUGAUUGUAUGUACAUUGUAUUUCAUAUUUAGAUAAUGUUUUCUUUUUUAUUUGGUACAGUUAUGUUUUAAUAAAGUUAAUAACUAUUUAAAUAAAA